This is a messenger RNA of Paecilomyces variotii, 1976 nucleotides long. Its product is annotated as major facilitator superfamily domain-containing protein. Lineage: Eukaryota; Fungi; Ascomycota; Eurotiomycetes; Eurotiales; Thermoascaceae. The transcript has 2 exons. The record is from RefSeq and is a predicted model, not a curated record. Gene Ontology annotation, biological process: transmembrane transport. Bases 199 to 1692 code for a protein of 497 amino acids. Gene Ontology annotation, molecular function: transmembrane transporter activity.
CAGUCUACUGCCUACUAUUAUUAUACAGAGAUGAAAACAAUGUCGAAUGCUUACACGCGUUGAUCCUUGUCCAUUCGCUCACCCUUCUCCCUGGGCUGAGACUGAGAUCCCCAUUGCGCCUGGAUUCAGAUUCCAUCUCUUGUUCUCAUUCUCAUCUAUUAUAUCAUUCUCGUCUUUGUGCUGCAGACUAUAAACUAGAUGGCUACGGAGGUUGCAAAUGAUCCUGCCUCAUCCACGCCAGAACAGCCUCCAAGGGAUCAAAGAGCUGAUGAGGGCGAGGUCUAUUCGAUCUACCAGGGCAAGGCCAAGAUCUUGAUUGUCCUCACGGCGUCCAUUGCCGGCUUCUUCUCGCCCCUCUCUGCGAAUAUCUAUCUCCCUGCGCUCAACACGCUGGCCGACCAGCUGCAUGUGAGCAACACGUUGAUCAAUCUGACCGUGACAACGUAUAUGAUCUUCCAAGGAUUGGCUCCAGCCAUCUUUGGGGGUUUCGCAGAUAGUGCCGGUCGGAGGCCCGCGUACAUCAUCUGUUUUAUUGUCUACAUCGCCGCCAAUAUCGGCCUCGCUCUGCAGCGGAACUAUGUGGCCCUCAUUAUCCUCCGCUGCUUGCAAAGCACAGGGAGCAGCAGCACCGUCGCCCUAGCCAACGCCAUUGUGGCCGAUGUAGUGACUACUGCGGAACGCGGGGUCUAUAUCGGAUACGCAUCUGCUGGAGGGAUCCUUGGGCCAUCUCUCGGACCCAUUAUCGGCGGCUUGCUGACCCAGUUCCUGGGGUGGCCCUCGAUCUUCUGGUUCUUGACCAUCUUCGCUGGCGCUUUCUUUGUCCCCCUCCUGCUCUUUCUCCCAGAGACUGCUCGCAGGAUUGUAGGCAACGGCUCUCGCCCGCCUCCGCGCUGGAACCAGUCUCUGCUGCAGCUCUGCUCGCGCCACCGGUCUGGGGAGACGCCAGUGCAGGCACGCGUUCACUUUCCCAACCCGCUCAAAACGCUGGUCAUUGUUUUUGACCGGGAAGUCUUCCUGAUCCUGGCCUGCAACAGCCUCAUCUUCGGCAGCUAUUAUGCCGUCUCCACCAGCGUUACCUCGCAGUUCAAGAUGAUCUACGGGUUCAAUGACGUCCAGAUAGGUCUCUGCUUCAUUCCAGUCGGCGUUGGCAGCUUGCUGGCAGCUUACACACAAGGCCGUAUGGUGGAUUGGAACUACGCGCGGUACGCCCGCCAGCAAGGCAUUACAGUCUCCAAGACGCGUCGUCAGGACCUGACCACCUUCCCUAUCGAACGGGCCCGAACAGAGGUCGUAUUCCCUCUGAUUGUCCUGGAGGGGCUGGGCAUGAUCGCCUACGGCUGGGUGCUGCACUACCAGACGAACCUUUCUGGCCCGCUUAUCUUGCUCUUCAUCAUCGGGUACACUUCGUCAGCAACAUUCAACAUCCUGAGUGUCCUGAUGGUCGAUAUUUACCAGGAGAGUCCGGCGACGGCGACAGCUGCCAAUAACCUGACGCGUUGUUGGCUCGGAGCAGCCUUCACGGCGUUUAUAUUGCCAAUGAUCGAUGCCAUCGGACGUGGCUGGGCCUUCACCAUAAUUGGGAUUAUCUGUUUCCUGUGUGUGCCAGUGCUUCUGGCAGUAUGGCAAUGGGGUUAUGGCUGGCGGCAACAGCGCCAGCGUCGUGAAGAGGAGAAGCAGUUACUGCGUACAUAGGAUCUGUCACAGAAACCGACCUGAAGCAAGAUCGAUCUUCUCAACAAAACUCCUGUUCUUUGUAUCGAACAGGUAUAUUUUGAACUUUUAUGCUCAACAGUGACUUAAGGUCAAUUCAAACUGCUAGUUAGUCCAGAUUCAUAGACUAGAUCUAAUGUUUUAUUUCUACCUAAAGCAUGACUAACUAUAUCUUAAUCCAUCAUCAAGUCGACUAAUAGAUCACUUAUACAAAACUCUUCAAACCUCAUCUUUUGUAUCUCAAACAACGAAAGCUUAUAUCUAUA